AUGUUUGCCGACAUACAAAAGACUCCAACACCAGAUGAAAAUAUUCAGCAUAGAAUGGAAGUACUGAAAGAAAAUGUACACAAAUACAACAACCCUUUUUACUUACGACCAUAUAACGUUCAAUCUUUGGCUGAACUCGGUGAAAAUAAAAGGUUAAAUUUCAACAAAACAUAUAGAAAUGAAACAUUGUUUAAAGUUCAUUCAGAACCUAACCAAUAUGGAAACAAACCUACUUUUGUUUCUGCAGACUAUGGAACUACAAUGAGAUGGGGUCAUAAAGCUAACCCGGAUAGGUGGUUCAUAAACUUACAACCACAAUUCCAAGAAGUUGUAGACGCAAUGGAAGUGAAUGGUGAACCAGAUAUAGCUGGUAUUUUCAGCGCGGCUUUAAUGCCAUUGAAAGAUAUGAAACAUGCAGAUAUUUUGGACCAGUAUGAAAUGAACAUGGCUGAUGGAAAUAUAACACCUGACGUUCUAGAACAUUUAUCUCAAAGAACUACACAGAACCAUAGAGAUGGUAUAUUUGGUGAAGA
Molecule: messenger RNA, 533 nt
Organism: Trichomonas vaginalis G3
Lineage: Eukaryota; Parabasalia; Trichomonadida; Trichomonadidae
Product: protein of unknown function, DUF4106 family
Exons: 1
Source: RefSeq, a predicted model, not a curated record